This is a messenger RNA of Funneliformis geosporum, 909 nucleotides long. The record is from the annotation of a GenBank genome assembly. Lineage: Eukaryota; Fungi; Glomeromycota; Glomeromycetes; Glomerales; Glomeraceae.
AUGAACCUAAACACUCCUUUCAAGGUUUAUAUAUGUUGUAAUAGAAAGGCAAUAUUAUGGGAUAUUGAAGCGAUUCGAUUUUUACGCGAAAAUUACCGAAUCGUAGGAUCCUUUAUUGGAUGUCUCCCACGAUAUCCAUUACAAAACCAAUUAUUUGGGUUGCCUAUGACAUUGAUGCCCGAAGAAGUAACUUUACUUCUUUCGAAAGGAAUAAUUGUUUUAGUUGAUGAUGCAAAAAGUCAUCGAUCACCUACGCAAGCGCAGAUCGAAGAAUCUGAACAAAUGAGGUCACAAGAGGAGAAGAAUCAGUUACAGGAAUAUAUUAAAUCUAUAGAGAAGAAAAGAUUAAAGAUUGAAUUCUUACGAAAAAAUAAUGAUUCAGUUCAGCCGGAUGACCCAAAAGAAAAAGAUACAUCAAUUCAGCAAAAAAAUCAAGAAGUUCAAGAUCAGCAAGAUUCUUUAGAUCUUGAAAACUAUACUUCGAAAAUAAGUGGUUUUGCGCCAGUGAUUAAUAUUCAAACAACUUCUUCAUUUUCUUGGUAUAAUGAUAAUGGGAAUUGUUAUAGUUCCAUCGAUUUAGCAAAGCAAAACAAUUUAUGGGUUUGGCCGAACGUUCAAAAGGAAAUACAGAAAUACAAAGUGUAUAGUGAUUUAUGGGAUCGAGGAUAUUAUAUCACAAGCGGUAUUAAAUUUGGUGGCGAUUAUCUUUUAUAUCCUGGGGAUCCACUAAGGUAUCACAGUCAUUUUAUUGCUACUGUCCUUGAUGUAGAUAGAAUUAUAUCUCCAAUGGAUAUUAUUACAUUCGGUCGUCUAGGAACUGCCGUUAAAAAGUCAUACAUACUAUGUUCUUGGGAUCAGCAUCAGGAUAAAGCUGUAUAUCAUAGUUUAGAAUGGUCUGGAUUUGGUUAA